Messenger RNA from Triticum dicoccoides, 690 nucleotides. RefSeq lists its product as uncharacterized. The coding region runs from base 232 to 531 and encodes 99 amino acids. NCBI's taxonomy places the organism in Eukaryota, Viridiplantae, Streptophyta, Magnoliopsida, Poales, Poaceae. The transcript is spliced from 3 exons. The record is from RefSeq and is a predicted model, not a curated record. Gene Ontology annotation, biological process: regulation of cilium movement.
UUUGAGUAAAUUUUGCUUACCAUUAGUGCCAUAUAUUAUAGAAAAACAUGUGUGCUUCUGUCGAAGGCCAAACCAAAAUGUGUGGUACUCCUAUAAUUGUUGGCAAAAUACACUCAAGGUUCUGUGAAAUUCGUUCUGGAUUGAGAAACCAGAGAGUAUGUGCAUUGCUGCAAUCAUGGAGCUGUCCAUCGUGAGAUUAUACACGUGACAUAUGGCCGGUGCCUUGUCUGAAUGCAACUCUUGGCGUUUGCAGACGGAGGAGUCAGGACUCAGGCAAAACCUACACUGUUCAGGAUUCAGCAACCAGCCAAGGAACAUAUCAAGAAUAUUGAAAAAACAGCUGCUAGUGCUCUACAAGAGACUUCAGAGGCCUUGUGUACACAACAUCCAAAAUCAGAUGAAAAGCUUGACAGCAUACAACUUUGGUGGCCUGGAAAAGAGCUAGCUAUGGAUAAGAAGCUAUCCGACUAUAUUGGUGUUAAUGAUAAAACAAAGAUUGUCAUCAGGCUAAGCCUCCCAAUGAACCCUUAGUGUGGUCCUGUCCGUCAUUGAUAUUGCAUAGUAGUGAAUUUUUUGCAGUUUAUGCAAAUUAUCCGCUUGUACGAUGUUUUUCAUUUUUAUGAGAAAGCAGGCAAGCAUCCUCUCAGCUGUAUGUACCAAUUGACUACCUGUAUCAACAGCUUAAAACCA